This is a messenger RNA of Nomia melanderi (Alkali bee), 861 nucleotides long. It is a transcript of the gene boca, whose product is annotated as LDLR chaperone boca. The record is from RefSeq and is a predicted model, not a curated record. Lineage: Eukaryota; Metazoa; Arthropoda; Insecta; Hymenoptera; Halictidae. Gene Ontology annotation, biological process: protein folding.
AUUAGAUGGCGUUAUUAUUCGUAAUUUGUGCCGCGACGUAUUUAUCGUAAGAUGAAUGAAACUUGAUCGUUGUCAUUCCUACCAUGAAAUUCGCUUUUUCAAUAAAGAGCAGAAUUUGUUGAAUAAUUUCAAAUAUAAUUCCGAAAAAUUAAAUUAUUUUAGCUAACAAGAAAAUCGAUGGCCUUUCAAACACGUUAAAUCUUUGAAAGUAAAGAAAGUCAAGUAUCAAGUUAUAAAUCAGAAAACUAUUUAACCUAUUCGAAUAUGAAGCGAGAAAUUAUAAUUUGUAGCAUAUGUUUAUUGAUUUACGUGGGGGCUACUAAUGAGGUAAAAAAGAAAUCAUGGAAAGACAAAGAUAUACGAGAUAUGACGGAUGCAGAUUUGGAGCAUUUGUUAGACCAGUGGGAAGAAAAUGAGGAACCCUUAGAACCAGAUGAAUUACCAGAGCAUCUUAGACCAAGUCCAAAGAUUGAUAUAUCUAAGCUCGAUAUGUCAAAUCCUGACAAUGUUCUUAAAAUGACUAAAAGGGGUAAAGGUGUUAUGAUGUUUGUCGAUACUAAUGAGGAUAUUUCAGCUGAAGAUGCCGAUGUAAUAAUGAAGAUUUGGCAGACUAGUUUACAGAAUAAUCAUAUUAUUGCUGAAAGGUAUCCAAUAGAUUUAAAGAGAUCCGUGUUCCUAUUUCGCGAAGGAUCUCAAGCGGUAGACGCAAAAAAUUUUUUGCUGCAACAACCAGAACUGUCUCAUGUUACCCUUGAAGGGCAAACCUAUUACAGAGAUCAACAGAGACAGAGUACAGCUGCAAAAGAAAUAAAUAAAAAUGUUCAGAAUCAAGAAAAUGGGAAGAAAAAGAAGAAGAAUGAG